This is a messenger RNA of Didymodactylos carnosus, 823 nucleotides long. Lineage: Eukaryota; Metazoa; Rotifera; Eurotatoria; Philodinida; Philodinidae. The record is from the annotation of a GenBank genome assembly.
AUGACGUUAUUCAGCCCUUGGCCGUAUAAUCAUUGGAUUCUUCAUGCAUAUACGUCGGCUCGUAAGAAUGGAAAUGUGAACUUAAUCAUUUCGGCUCCACACGGUGGGAAUAUCGUACCAUCGGACAUUCCUGACCGAACUGCUGGAUGUUUUAAUUCAACUAAUAAUGUAUGCAUUUGGAAACAUAAUUGCGGUGACAGCGAUUCUAAGCAAUGUGCAACAACAACAGUUCGGGACGUCAUGAGUGAUGAUUUUGCGAAAAAUGUAGCAAAACAACUCAAAACUAAGUAUGGUUUAUCACCCUAUAUGGUCAUUGGUCAGUGGAAUAGAAAAAAAGUUGACUUCAACCGUGAACAAAAUGAAGGCACAAUGAACAAUUUGGAAGGGAUCCACGGUCAUCAAAGUUAUCACAGUUUUAUACUGCGUGCAAUCGCAAAGAUUAAAGGACAAUUUGGUCGAGGUUUACUUAUAGAUGUUCACGGACACGCUGCUGGAAACUAUUCGAUGAUUGGUUAUCUCUUAACUGGAGACGAUUUGAAUGCUGACCAAUUGGUAAAGCAGACAUCUAUUGAAGAAUUAAUUCACGCAUCAUGUUCUAAGAACCGAAACGAAUGUAUUAGAGGUGAUAAGUCCUUUGGCUUCUUAUUAGAGGCCAAUAACUUAGGAAUUGCGUAUCCUUCAAGCAAUCAUCCGAAACCAGGAGACAAGAAGUUCUUUAGUGGUGGCUACAUUACUCGACAGUAUAUUUCUGAUAUGAAUGCAAUUCAGACAGAGUUACCCAAUUACAUGCGAACGGGGCCUGAACGAAACGAUUUUGCAAGUC